Molecule: messenger RNA, 549 nt
Organism: Piliocolobus tephrosceles (Ugandan red Colobus)
Lineage: Eukaryota; Metazoa; Chordata; Mammalia; Primates; Cercopithecidae
Product: somatotropin-like
Exons: 4
Biological process (GO): growth hormone receptor signaling pathway; positive regulation of tyrosine phosphorylation of STAT protein; response to nutrient levels
Cellular component (GO): extracellular region
Molecular function (GO): growth factor activity; growth hormone receptor binding; hormone activity
Source: RefSeq, a predicted model, not a curated record
GUGGCACCAUGCAUAAACGUACAGAGAAACAGGUGGGGUCAAGCGGCAAGAGAUAAGGGGCCAGAGUAUAAAAAGGGCCCACAAGAGACCAGCUCCAGGAUCCCAAGGCCUAACUCCCCGAACCACUCAGGGUCCUGUGGACAGCUCACCUAGCUGCAAUGGCUGCAGGCUCCCGGACGUCCCUGCUCCUGGCUUUUGCCCUGCUCUGCCUGCCAUGGCUUCAAGAGGCUGGUAGGGUCCCAAGCAUACCCUUAUCCAGGCUUUUUGACAACGCUAUGAUCCACGCCUAUCGCCUGCACCGGCUGGCCUUUGACACCUACCAGGAGUUUGAAGAAGCCAAUAUCCCAAAGCAACAGAAGUAUUCAUUCCUGCGGAACCCCCAGACCUCCCUCUGCUUCUCAGAGUCUAUUCCCACACCCUCCAACAUGGAGGAAACGCAGCAGAAAUCCAACCUGGAGCUGCUCCACAUCUCUGUGCUGCUCAUCCAGUCGUGGCUGGAGCCUGUGCAGUUCCUCAGGAGUGUGUUUGCCAACAGGCAGGUGUAUGGCA